GGACCCGGCCAGAGUUCUCAGGGGGCGGGGCCGACGAGACCUGAACCUUGAUCCGGGCACCAAAGACUGCGACCUUCCUCCCCAUGGUGCGGCACGUGUUCCUCACCGGGCCCCCAGGGGUUGGAAAAACCACCUUGAUCCAGAAAGCCAGUGAGCGUCUGCAGUCCUAUGGGGUGUCUGUGGAUGGAUUUUAUACAGAAGAAGUCAGGCAGGGAGGGAGGAGGACAGGAUUUGAUGUGGUCACUUUGUCUGGCGCUCGGGGCCCACUGUCCAGAAUCGGGUCAGACUCCCAGCCUGGGGGUCCUGACUGCCGAGUCGGGAAGUAUGUGGUUGAUGUGACUGCUUUUGAGCAUUUGGCACUUCCUGUCCUCACGAAUGCAUGUUCCAGCAGUGACCCAAGGCAGAGAGUAUGUAUCAUCGAUGAGAUCGGGAAGAUGGAGCUCUUCAGCCAGCCGUUCAUCCAGGCUGUUCGCCAGACACUGUCCUCGCCAGGGACUGUGGUCCUCGGAACAAUCCCACUCCCCAAAGGGAAACCACUGACCCUCGUGGAGGAGAUCAGGAACAGGCACGACGUGAAAGUGUUCAGUGUCACCAAGGAAAACAGAAACCACCUUCUGCCAGAUAUUGUGAGGUGUGUGCAGAGGAGCAGGAUGUGAGCUGGGCUGAGUCCUUGCUUUGCUGCCCCCAAGGACACCUGGGUCAAGUACAGCUUCUGAUGCCUCCCUCCCUUCAGUCUGCUGAGGGAGGUUUGGUGCCUCCAGGUUUAUGGACCUUGUGGGUUUUGCCCAAGAAAGCUUGACAACUUCUUUCCAUAAAACAUUUGAUUUGAAAGAUCAAGUUAGCCUUGAUGCUAGUUGGCCGUCCAUGAUUAACAACCCAGCACGGCUAGUUUGUGCUUAGAGCUUUGUGUUUAUUUACUCUUUGAGCCGGGCACGUGAUUUGGUUACAGGAUGAGCAAUGGGUUGGGACUGUCAGAUGGAAUGAGCCCCCACUGAUGUGUAUAAAUGUGUCUGGAAGGGGAGAGCAACGUUCACUCUAACCAGCUUUGUGUGUCAUAAAGACUAAAUGCUCUCCAGGUGCAGCUUUGGUCUUGGGCUGCUCAAAGUCAUUAACCUUUUGAUUUUUAAAAAGUUAUUAUUUUUAAAGCAAA
Chinchilla lanigera (long-tailed chinchilla) is the source of this 1150-nucleotide messenger RNA. It is a transcript of the gene Ntpcr, whose product is annotated as nucleoside-triphosphatase, cancer-related. Gene Ontology annotation, molecular function: ATP hydrolysis activity. The transcript is spliced from 5 exons. The record is from RefSeq and is a predicted model, not a curated record. The coding region runs from base 84 to 656 and encodes 190 amino acids. NCBI's taxonomy places the organism in Eukaryota, Metazoa, Chordata, Mammalia, Rodentia, Chinchillidae.